This is a messenger RNA of Alternaria arborescens, 408 nucleotides long. RefSeq lists its product as hypothetical. The record is from RefSeq and is a predicted model, not a curated record. Lineage: Eukaryota; Fungi; Ascomycota; Dothideomycetes; Pleosporales; Pleosporaceae. The transcript has a single exon. Bases 1 to 408 code for a protein of 135 amino acids.
AUGAACGAAUUGGCAGCUGGUCUAUACGACUUCUACCAUCGAGUGUUGAAGCCGAAGGGUAUAUCGCCAAGUCGGCUAUACGAGGCGCUUGAUACGAGGCUCAGUACCUACUGCGACCUUGAAGAAUUUGUGUCAUCUUUACUAGGUCCUCGAAAUGAGUUCACGCCUGAAAUUGGAUUCUAUGAGGAUGUUAUAUACAACACAGCGGUGUUUCUCACCGAGAAGGGCGAUGUCGGAGCCACGUGGCUCAACAACACUUUCGAGAUACGAGCAGGUGAUAUAAUUGUCGCUCUGUUUGAACGCGGGAUGCCCUUCAUUCUGCGACCAGUUCAAGGAGAUUCCACCUAUCGUAUGGUCAAUAUGGCUUAUGUAUCAGAACGUAGCGCUGAAUACACAGAGUUUUGGUAA